Molecule: messenger RNA, 4737 nt
Organism: Vidua macroura (Pin-tailed whydah)
Lineage: Eukaryota; Metazoa; Chordata; Aves; Passeriformes; Viduidae
Gene: RFX7
Product: regulatory factor X7
Exons: 9
Coding region: 88-4494 (1468 amino acids)
Biological process (GO): regulation of transcription by RNA polymerase II
Molecular function (GO): DNA-binding transcription factor activity, RNA polymerase II-specific; RNA polymerase II cis-regulatory region sequence-specific DNA binding
Source: RefSeq, a predicted model, not a curated record
CCCGUGAUGUCCCCCGGGCAGCCGGGGAAGGCGACUCACUCGAGCGCUGCGGCAGAGGCCUAGUGCGGCCAGCGCCGCUCGCGUCCCAUGGCCGAGGAGCAGCAGCCGGAGGGGGGGCAGCCGCCGCGGCGGCUCGCCGGCACCCCCGCGCCCGGCGGGGCCCUGCCGGCCCUGGUGCCGGGGCUGCAGGGCGGCGAGGCCAGCGCGCUGCAGCACAAGAUCCGCAGCUCCAUCUGCAAAACUGUACAAUCUAAAGUGGACUGCAUUUUGCAAGAAGUUGAGAAGUUUACAGACCUAGAGAAACUCUACCUCUACCUUCAGCUGCCUUCGGGUCCCAACAAUGGAGACAAAAGCGAUCAGAUCUCCAUGUCAUCCAGCCGUGCCCAGCAGAUGCACGCCUUCUCGUGGAUACGCAACACCCUGGAAGAGCACCCCGAGACAUCCCUUCCCAAGCAGGAGGUCUAUGAUGAGUACAAGAGCUAUUGUGACAAUCUUGGCUACCACCCAUUAAGUGCUGCUGACUUUGGAAAGAUCAUGAAAAAUGUCUUUCCAAAUAUGAAGGCCCGUCGUCUAGGCACAAGAGGCAAAUCAAAAUAUUGCUACAGUGGACUGAGGAAGAAGGCUUUUGUGCACAUGCCAACACUGCCCAACCUUGACUUUCAUAAAACUGGAGAUGGGUUGGAUGGAGCAGAGCCAUCGGGGCAGCUGCAAAGUGCGGAUGAGGAAGUCGUCUCUGCAGCCUGCCGCCUUGUUUGUGAAUGGGCCCAGAAAGUGCUGAGCCAGCCUUUCGAUACAGUCUUGGAAUUGGCUCGUUUCCUUGUCAAAAGUCACUAUAUUGGUACCAAGUCAAUGGCAGCUUUAACAGUAAUGGCAGGGGCACCAGCAGGAAUAAAAGGGAUCCCCCAGCCCUCAGCUUUUAUACCUACUGCUGAAAGUAAUUCUUUUCAACCACAAGUGAAAACUCUGCCAUCUCCUGUUGAUGCUAAGCAGCAGCUGCAGCGUAAGAUCCAGAAGAAGCAGCAAGAACAGAAACUGCAGUCUCCUUUGCCAGGAGAGUCUCCAGUAAAGAAAACAGAAGGCGCUGCAACCAACGGUGUGACCAGUAUAUCUAAUGGAAGUCCUGCCAUUCUGUCCCCUCCACCUAUUGGCAUUGUUGUGGCUGCUGUCCCCAGCCCCAUACCGGUGCCAAGAACCAGGCAGUUGGUGACAUCUCCAAGUCCUAUGGGAUCGUCUGAUAGCAAGGUCCUGCCGCUCAAUGUUCAGGUGGUCACUCAGCACAUGCAAUCAGUCAAGCAGCCACCAAAGACUCCCCAGAACGUUCCCGCUAGCCCUGUGGGGGACCGCUCUGCCCGGCAUCGCUACCAGCAGAUUUUACCCAAGCCAGCAAGCACCAGUGCUCUCACCAUCCGCUCUCCCACGACGGUGCUAUUUACCAGUAGCCCAAUCAAGACUGUUGUGCCAGCUCCACAUGUGAAUUCCUUAAAUGUGGUAAAAAUGACAGCAAUAUCUCUUGCCCCGAGCAGCAGUAGUGUGCCCGUCAAACAGACACCUUCAGUUAGCACUAGUGCAGGAGCAGUGGAAGAAGGGAGGACUGGUCCACAGAUCAAAAAUGGAUCUGUUGUUUCACUUCAGUCUCCAGGAUCCAAACCUAGCACUGCUGUAGCUACGCCUGCAGUUAAGAUCAAAACGGAACCAGAAGCACUGCUGGAUGAGAACUCUGCACAGGGUCAAGAGAGCUCUGACGUGUCUAAAUCCAUAAAGGCAACCCCUGACCUGCCUCCUGCACAGCUAAUUAAUUUUGAGGUUGCAGCCUUGAAGGUUUCAAUGGAUGAUGUCAUGGAGCUAAAGCCAGGUAAGGGCUGUGAUCAGGAAGCUGAAGAAGCAGGGACCAAAUAUAAGACACAGUCUGAUGAAAUCACACCAGUUUCUUCAGCAGGCAAUAAUCAAAGCACUCUUAAGCUUACAGUUGCCAGUCAAAACUUGUCCAGCACCAGCAUCAAUUCACCUCCUACUGGUGAGUCUAUGAUUAAAGACAAAACAUGCACUAAAAGUCCAAGAAAGCGACAACCUUCCACACUUCAGGAUUCCCAGUUACCACCUGUAAAGAAACCACUAGUGGAGCAGUUUGCAACUGGUAAUGCUGUGGAGAGUCAAAAAGCUAACAAUGUUAAGAAGGCUCUGAAGGUUGGAUCAUUAGCUAACAGUGACAAUACAGCAACACUUGCUCAAGUUCCCAUCAAGGUACCCGUGACAGUACCUGUACCUCCUACAGCUGCUGCAAACUUAGCAACAGACCUUUCUUUGAGCACCAAUUUAAAUACCUGUGAUCCUGCUUUAGAACAGCAGCUUGCAUCAGCUUCAUCUCCAGAUAUAAAAGUAAAAUUGGAAGGAAACUUGUUUAUCAUAGAAAAUGAUUCAAAAUCUGAUGGCAGCUUCAACCCAAAUACAUGGCAUCAUAUCACCAAAACCUCUGACUUUGCAUCUGUGAAUUGUGAUCAGCAGCAAGAUAUCAGUGUUAUGACUAUUGCUGGGCACUCUGGCUCUAGUGACUUACAGGAAUCCGCGUGGGAGCCGGUGCACUGCGAAGGUAUACAGCAGGAUGUGUACAGCCAGCAGUUACAGAGCCAGAUCCAGGACUCCUUGGAUCAAAUACAAGCACAGUCUUCAAAUCAGUUACCUCUGCAGUCUGAGCUGAAAGAGUUUGAGCAUACAGUCCCUCAGUCAAAUGAAAACUUCUUUUCAUUUGAUGAUGACCUUACCCAGGACAGCAUUGUGGAGGAGCUGGUGCUCAUGGAGGAGCAAAUGUCCAUGAAUAAUUCCCAUCCUUAUAGUGGUUGUCUAGGAAUGACACUUCAGAGUCAGGCUGCAGCUCAAGGAGCUCCCGUAUCAUCUCAUCCAAGCAGCACGCACUUUUACCAUUCAAUCCAUAACAACAGCACUCCAAUUCACACCCCAACUCCCACUCCCACCCCAACUCCCACUCCCACCCCAACUCCAACACCCACCUCCGAAAUGAUUGCUGGGUCUCAGAACAUGUCUCGAGAGAGCCCUUGUUCAAGGCUGGCUCAGACGACUCCCGUAGACAGUGCCCUAGGAAGCAGCCGGCACACGCCCAUUGGCACACCCCAUUCCAACUGCAGCAGCAGUGUCCCUCCAAGUCCUGUGGAAUGCCGAAACCCAUUUGCAUUUACUCCCAUCAGCUCUAGUAUGGCUUACCACGAUGCCAGCAUCAUAUCAAGUAGCCCUGUGAAGCCAAUGCAGCGGCCUAUGGCUACCCAUCCCGACAAAACCAAGCUCGAGUGGAUGAAUAACGGCUACAGUGGGGUUGGUAAUUCCUCAGUUGCAAACCAUGGCAUCCUUACAAGCUACCAGGAGCUGGUGGAAGAUCGCUUCAGGAAACCUCACGCUUUUGCAGUUCCCGGCCAGUCAUACCAGUCUCAGCCACGCCACCACGACACUCACUUUGGUCGCGUGACUCCUGUUUCACCUGUGCAGCACCAGGCAGCCCCUGUCAGUAGCACUACCAAGCAGGAGGGCUUUGCUGUUCCUGCUCCUUUGGACAACAAAGGAACUGGUUCAUCUCUCAACAACAGUCUGAGAUGCCGGAGUGUGAGCCCUGCUGUCCAUCGCCAGCGUAAUCUCAGUGGGAGCACCGUUUACCCUGUGUCAAAUAUACCACGUUCUAAUCUGACACCUUUUGGAAGUCCAGUGACUCCCGAAGUUCACAACGUAUUUGCUAAUAUCCAUGCAGACACCAGUGCCAAUAACAUAGCACAGAGAAGCCAGUCAGUCCCGUUGACUGUGAUGAUGCAGACGGCCUUCCCGUCUCUUCAGAAACAAACAAACACUAAAAAAAUAACCAAUGUGUUGUUAAACAAACUUGAUUCUGAUAGUGAUGAUGCAGUGAGAGGUUUGGGAAUGAACAACAUGCCCUCAAAUUACACAGCCAGGAUGAAUCUCACUCAGAUUUUGGAGACAUCCACCACUUUUCCUAGUGCCAACCCACAAAGUAUGAUCAAUUCCAGCACUUCAGUUUAUGAAUUCCAAACACCAAAUUACCUCACAAAAAAUAGCAGCACCGAUCAGAUCAGUUUUUCUUCUGGAGAUAACCAAGCACAAUCAGACAUCGGAGAGCAGCAAUUAGAUUUUAGCAGCACUGUAAAAGACCUUUUAGGGGAGGACAGUCUGCCGACAAACCAGCAGCUGGUGAAUCAGGUGGCAUCAGAUCUCAAUAACGUUGCAUCUGUCUUUCCCAGCGACAUCAGGUUGUCUUCCGAGCUCUCAGGCAGCAUUAACGAUCUGAACACUUUAGACACAAAUCUACUGUUUGAUCCAGGUCGUCAGCAGGGACAAGAUGAUGAUGCUACACUGGAGGAAUUAAAAAAUGACCCCUUGUUUCAACAAAUCUGCAAUGAAUCCAUUAACUCAAUGACUGGAUCAGGUUUUGAGUGGAUGGAGAGUAAGGAUCAUCCUGCUGUUGAAAUGUUGGGUUAAUCUUGUUUUAUAAUAUGUAUGUAGCACACUGUAUCUAAAAGACAGACGUAUUGUAUUUGUCUUAAUGGAAGUGCCUCCCGCAGCAGAAACACUUGCUAUGUAUUGUGGCAUUUUUUAAAAAAGUUUGCUGUACCUGUUGCUCAUUCUUCAGUAAGGAAAAGGCAGUCUUACCAAUUUUAAACAAAUCUCUGAAGGUGAUGGGCUAUCAAAGAGCCAGUAUUAAAUUUUGAAUUUUGGAGUGUU